AUGUGUUUUGCCCGAGACUCUUUGUUCAACCAAUAGCCCAUCUUCAAUUUGAAAGAGUUGAUUUCCAAGCGCUCCAGCCCUAUUUCUUGCUUCUUCCUACUCAAAAAUGUCAAGUAGGCGCCGAGUACAAAAGUCACAGAUCAGCGUUCCAGCUUAAGCUCAGCUUCAAUGGCUGCAUCUGUGUCACCAAUAACCUUAACGUUGCCUAUCAGAAAACCCCAUGUCAAAACCCCAUCAAAAAAGCUUGUUUCUAACGCACUCAGCACUACUAAUUAUCAAGCAUUUUUCAAGUCAAACCCUUUUUUCACAUUACAGAACUCUCACUCUCACCACGUGGGUCAUUUUGUUUCGUCGUACGUUCGCGCAAGAUCUUCUUCAUCAGAUGGGUUUCUUGAUAUUACAACUCAAGACGAAAAGAUUUUGCCUUUUUCCGACGAAAAGCCUGGGAAAUAUCUCUUAUGGGUAAUCUUCUGGGCUUCUUUAUCUCUUGUUUGGUUCGCUACAUCUGGUGAUGCUAAUGCUGCCAUUUUUGGUGCUGACUCCAUUAGAGCUUCUGGUUUUGGCCUCAAGAUCGCCACUGCUUUAAGGAGCUCUGGCUGUCCUGAUGAGGCUGUGGUGUUUGCUCUCGCUGCGCUUCCUAUAAUUGAGCUUCGUGGGGCUAUUCCUGUUGGUUACUGGUUGCAACUCCACCCGCUGUUGCUAACUGUGCUAUCUGUUCUUGGGAACAUGGUCCCUGUGCCAUUUAUUAUACUUUAUUUGAAGAGAUUUGCUUCAUUCCUAGCUGGAAACAACCUGUCUGCUUCUAGGUUCCUUGAUUUGCUAUUUAAGAGGGCUAAGGAGAAGGCUGGUCCGGUGGAAGAGUUUCAGUGGCUUGGGCUUAUGCUUUUUGUGGCUGUGCCAUUCCCUGGAACAGGAGCAUGGACAGGAGCCAUCAUCGCGUCAAUUCUUGACAUGCCAUUCUGGUCAGGCCUCUCAGCGAAUUUAGUUGGUGUUGUGCUGGCUGGGCUUUUGGUGAACUUGCUGGUGAAUCUAGGUCUCAAGUAUGCCAUUAUUACAGGUAUCAUUCUCUUCUUUAUAUCCACUUUCAUGUGGACCAUCCUACGGAAAAUUAAGAAGUCUUUGAGCUCACCAGAUUGAUGUUAAAUUAGCUAUUGAUUUUUUUUAAUCAUGAUUGUAAAUGACAAUCCCUUUGUUACUGUUUUUAAUGGCUAUUUAACUGUAGUUGGUGGGAGGUUAUCUCCAUUAUCUCCUA
Mangifera indica (mango) is the source of this 1252-nucleotide messenger RNA. RefSeq lists its product as uncharacterized. The transcript has 2 exons. Bases 169 to 1137 code for a protein of 322 amino acids. Lineage: Eukaryota; Viridiplantae; Streptophyta; Magnoliopsida; Sapindales; Anacardiaceae. The record is from RefSeq and is a predicted model, not a curated record. Gene Ontology annotation, cellular component: chloroplast.